GAGCGCCAGUUUUCCACAAAGACUGUGUGCUUCCUGAUACAGUCCACUGUAACUGAGGAGACUCAACAGUGCAUCAUUGUGAAGAUGGCUAGCACAUUCACCAAGAUGAUAUCGGGCCGCACCGCUGGCUUGCUCUUGGCGAGUCUAGGAGCCGGAGCGGCGGCUACCGGAUACUUAAUGAGCGACAGUGCCACCAUUUCUGCAGAGGCAAGGAAGAAACUCUACCCUCCCAGUGCUGAUUUCCCUGACCUUCGCAAGCACAACAACUGUAUGGCCAGUGCAUUGACCCCUGCAAUCUAUGCCACGCUGAGGGACAGGACCACCCCAAACAACUGGACACUUGACCAGUGCAUCCAAACGGGUGUGGACAACCCCGGUCAUCCCUUCAUCAAGACAGUGGGGAUGGUUGCUGGUGAUGAGGAGAGUUAUGAGGUAUUUGCUGAAAUCUUUGAUCCAGUAAUUAAGGACAGACACAACGGCUAUGACCCAAGGACCAUGAAGCAUCCCACUGACCUGGAAGCCUCCAAGCUCACAUCAGGCAUUUUCGAUGAGAAGUAUGUCCUGUCCUCCCGAGUACGCACUGGCCGCAGCAUUCGUGGCCUCAGCCUCCCACCCGCAUGCAGCCGUGCGGAGCGGCGUGAGGUGGAGAGGGUGGUGGUCCAGGCAUUGGCGGGCCUAAAGGGAGAUCUUUCUGGAUGUUACUACAGCCUCACUGACAUGACUGAACAGGAACAGCAGAGACUCAUUGAUGACCACUUUCUGUUUGACAAACCUGUGUCCCCCUUGUUGACAUGUGCAUUUAUGGCCCGUGACUGGCCAGAUGCACGAGGCAUCUGGCACAACAAUGAUAAGACCUUCUUAAUAUGGGUCAAUGAGGAAGAUCACACCCGUGUCAUCUCCAUGGAGAAGGGUGGCAAUAUGAAGAGGGUGUUUGAGAGAUUCUGCAAAGGACUCAAACAGGUGGAGCACCUGAUUCAGGAGAGAGGCUGGGAGUUCAUGUGGAAUGAACGUCUUGGCUACGUCCUCACCUGCCCAUCCAACCUUGGUACUGGCCUCAGGGCUGGAGUGCACGUCCGCUUGCCAAAGCUCAGCCAGGAUCCUCGCUUUGGCAAGAUCCUGGAUAACUUGCGGCUGCAGAAGCGUGGAACCGGAGGUGUGGACACAGCUGCAGUGGGCGACACCUUUGACAUCUCAAACAAUGACCGCCUGGGAAAAUCCGAGGUGGAGCUGGUACAGAUGGUCGUUGAUGGAGUCAACUACCUCAUCGAGUGUGAGAAGAGAUUGGAGAAGGGCCAGGAUAUCAAGAUCCCAUCUCCCAUCGCACAGUUCAGGAAGUGAGCGAUGCUGUUCUGUUAAAGGCUGGAUCCAGUACAGCAGAGAGAAUUAUGGACAAUCCUUCCUUCCAUCCAUCCAUCCCCAAACAGAAGGUCUUAUAUAUGCAGAAGUCAAUAAAAUAAACUCCAAA
Messenger RNA from Triplophysa rosa, 1465 nucleotides. It is a transcript of the gene ckmt2a, whose product is annotated as creatine kinase, mitochondrial 2a (sarcomeric). The record is from RefSeq and is a predicted model, not a curated record. Lineage: Eukaryota; Metazoa; Chordata; Actinopteri; Cypriniformes; Nemacheilidae. Gene Ontology annotation, cellular component: mitochondrion. The transcript is spliced from 10 exons. Gene Ontology annotation, biological process: phosphocreatine biosynthetic process. The coding region runs from base 85 to 1338 and encodes 417 amino acids. Gene Ontology annotation, molecular function: creatine kinase activity.